Messenger RNA from Perognathus longimembris pacificus (Pacific pocket mouse), 414 nucleotides. RefSeq names its product vacuolar ATPase assembly integral membrane protein Vma21-like. Lineage: Eukaryota; Metazoa; Chordata; Mammalia; Rodentia; Heteromyidae. Gene Ontology annotation, cellular component: endoplasmic reticulum membrane. Bases 40 to 345 code for a protein of 101 amino acids. The record is from RefSeq and is a predicted model, not a curated record. The transcript has a single exon. Gene Ontology annotation, biological process: vacuolar proton-transporting V-type ATPase complex assembly.
GUUCCGCUGGCCGGAGUGUCGCAGUGGCACAGCGACAGCAUGGACCGUCUUGACAAGUCGGCGCUGAAUGCGCUGCAGCCUCCCGAGUUCAGAAAUGAAGGCUCGCUAGCAUCUACUCUGAAGACACUCCUAUUCUUCACAGCUUUAAUGCUUACUGUUCCAAUUGGGCUGUAUUUUACCAGUAAAUCAUACAUAUUUGAAGGUGCACUUGGAAUGUCCAACAGAGACAGCUAUUUUUAUGCGGCAAUAGUAGCGGUGGUGGCUGUUCACAUUGUGCUGGCGCUCUUUGUGUACGUGGCCUGGAAUGAAGGCUCACGACAAUGGCGUGAAGGCAAACAGGAUUAAUGUGAACAUUACCUUCUGAUUGUGCUAUAAGGAUUUUUAAAAAUAUAGCAAAUGUUUCUGCAGUUUGGA